Messenger RNA from Dracunculus medinensis (Guinea worm), 1653 nucleotides. The record is from the annotation of a GenBank genome assembly. NCBI's taxonomy places the organism in Eukaryota, Metazoa, Nematoda, Chromadorea, Rhabditida, Dracunculidae.
AUGUGUCCGACCCGACGAAUAGUUAUUGGUGUCGUGGGUGCUUGCUUAGCCGAUUUCCGAUCUUCAGUAGUGAAUAUGCUCAGUGAAUUAGAUUUUGGCGACUUUUGUUUUCAGUCUAUAAUGUUUUUUGCUGCAUUCACUAUUCUUAUCGGCGGAUUAUUAUUAUUAACAAUAAUAAUAACGUGGAUCUGUCAAUGUUGUAAAGUGGUAAAUACAUCAGUUAAAUCAAGAAAGCGAGUUCGACAGUUAUCGUCAUUAUUAUUUGCUAUAAGCAUAUUUUGUUUUUUUUUCCUCGGAUUUUGCCUGUUCGGAAAUGAAUUUGUGAAUAGAGGGAUUACAUCAUCAAUAGCAAGUGCGAAUGAUAUAAUACAAAAUUUUAAGUUGGCCUCUGCUCAGUGCAAUCGACUAAAUGAUACGCGAAUACGUAUGAGAGAUCACAUGGUUUUAUUGAGGACUAUCAUGCAAGAGGAAGUGAGGAAACAUACAGCUAUCAAUAAAACGGCUUUUAAUGAUGUCGAAAAUUGGGUCAAUUCGUCUAUUGAGAGGAUCGAAACAUUUAAUUAUGAUGUAGACCACAUUAGAAAUCUGUUGCUUGGAACAAUAUUCAUUGAAAAAGCUAAGGUGUACUCUAAUCGAAUUGAACUGGAAAGGCAAGUCAUCCAAUUUUCUAUAUUUUUUGAAGUAAAUGAUGGAAAUUUUAGAUGGAUUCUUUGUACGAUUUUGUUAUCAAUAAUGUUUGUGGUACUGUUCGCAGGAAUUAUUGGUUUUUGUCGUCGGUCAAAAAAAGGCGCCAUUGUCUUUUCUGGACUGGGACUUACUGUUUUCAUUGUUGGAUGGCUUUUAUUUUCUACAGUUUUCCCUGCUACUGUGUCGCUGGCAGAUUUUUGCGCUGAUGGCGGAAAUUUUAUUCGAAAGCAUUUAUCGAAUGAUUCAGUGGAUAUAUUGAAUUUUUACCGCAAAUGUGAUCCUCAGUCAACUUAUGAUAACAUUCCUCUACCAUUAAAAGCGGAAAAUAUUACUGUAAAAUUAUCAGCUAUUCAGUCAUUACAGCGUACAAUCGAAUUAACACUUAAAAAUAUCUUCAAUGAAAGUUUUAAGGCUUUCUUCAGUUUCCAGAUCGAAGAUGUUUUGAAUUAUUUGGAUGAUGAUAUUUCACGUUCAUUACGAGGUUUCGGAGCCUUUUCAUCAACUGUCGCAUGUUAUACAUAUCACUAUGAUUUCGAAAUUAUGAAACAAGGUUUUUGCGUUGAUGGAAUCAUUGGAGCAUCAAUAUUAACAUUAUCGCUAUUCUUUUUGGGCUUUUUCAUGUUUACAUUGCUUCUCAUUGUUUCAAAAUCCUGGCAUCUCUUUGCAAGAUUGCCGUCUGAUUACAUAGAAGUGGACGAAGAAGAUCCAUUUUUCCCUCGUACAAACGAUAGCACGAUCCCCGUAGAUAUUUAUGGAACACAUGUAUAUAAUCCUCGAACUCGGCUGGCCAAUUCUUUUGAAUCAACAAGUAAUCAUAUCCCACCUUCGACUGCUCUUCUUGACUCUGCUGGACCAUCCACUCCAUUAUGGCAGCGAGGAAUUGGUGAUCGAACAACAACAGUUUCGGCAGGCAAUGCACCUCCUGCGGUAGGAUCAAAUAGGUUUUUUAUGAUGCAAAGAGGGUAG